AUGGAAGCCGCCGGCCCUCCAACGCAGCCGCCGGCGCCGCACCCAUUGGUGGCUCCGUUGUCGUUUCUGCUGGGCAAGUGGCGCGGCGAGGGCGAGGGGACCUUCCCCUCCAUCGCCCCGUUCCGCUACGGCGAGGAGAUCCUCUUCUCCCACCACCCUUCCAAGCCGGUGAUCUCGUACACGCAGAGGACGUGGAAGGCGGCGUCCGGCGACCCGAUGCACGCCGAGAGUGGGUACUGGCGGCCCCGCCCCGACGGCUCCGUCGAGGUGGUCAUCGCCCAGAGCACAGGCCUCACCGAGGUCCAGGUGAAGCAGAUCACGAGGGCUUUUCAGGUGGUGGAUGGGGAGCUCUCGUACGUCGUUCAGAUGGCAACAAUCACAAACAGUCUACAGCCGCAUCUGAAAGCGCUUCUCAAGAGGAUCUGA
Triticum turgidum subsp. durum (durum wheat) is the source of this 426-nucleotide messenger RNA. Lineage: Eukaryota; Viridiplantae; Streptophyta; Magnoliopsida; Poales; Poaceae. The record is from the annotation of a GenBank genome assembly.